This is a messenger RNA of Paramuricea clavata, 3911 nucleotides long. The record is from the annotation of a GenBank genome assembly. Lineage: Eukaryota; Metazoa; Cnidaria; Anthozoa; Malacalcyonacea; Plexauridae.
AUGCUGUCUUACAGCAACGCAUCAAUGUUCAACAGUCAACCACAAUUCACUGUAAAAGCUGAGAAAAACAAAGCAUUUGACGAAUCCUGUCAUAUUGGAACGUUCAACAUUGAAAGUGGAAACAUAGCUGAUUGUCUCGAGCACUGUUUGGGGAACUGUCGGUGUCAGUCGUUUCAAAUUUGUAACAAGACAAAAUGUCAACUGUGUUCAAGUCACAAGGAAAAGAACAGUUCAUUGCUUCAUGACAAAGAUGACUGCGUCUAUGCUAUCUACGAGGUGCGACAUUUGGCAGGUCAUCUGCAGGUGUGCAAAUACGUUGAUUACAAUGAAUUAUGAUAAUGCUAAAAAAUUACAUUUUUAAUUUUACAAGUAGCCAAUCAUAUUACUUUCUUUGAAUCACAUGAUAAUAUGUUAGUAUAGUGUAGAAGAGAACUCUGCCAUCCUUUUGUAAAGAUUAUUCAAAUGUUAUAAAAGUCAAAGCCAUUUAUAUAUAUGUACUAUUUAUAAACCGAGUGAGAGGGCAUUAUCGGUGCAUAUAGACGCGAGCCGAAGGCGAGCGGCUAUAGGCACCGAUAAAGCCCAAUCACGAGGUUUAUAAAUGACUUCUAAAAUUCACCUUUUGUUUUGGGUCCCAAUGAAAUAAUAAGAAAUGCUAACUAUAUCAGUUCUAUUGUUUUACGAUUCUUCCCUUCAUUGAUCAGCAAGCAAAUUAAUGACUGGAUUAAUUAUCAAGUCAUACAAGUCGUUAAACGGAGUUUUCAAAUGGAAAUUUGAACAUAUUUGACUUGUUUUGUUAAUGAGUCGGUUUCGAAGCGCUCGAACUGCUGAAGAGGAGCAAACGUUGCUCGAAAGAUCGAUGUCGCCAAGAACAAGAUACGCGACAAAGUGGGCUUUGACGAUUUCUGAUUCCUGGAGAGCUGUUAGAAAGGUUAAAGAAGUGAAGAUCGACGAUGGUGGUCAUGAAACUGAUGAUAUUGGCCCAAACCAGACAUUAACUACAUCGCUGGCGGAGAAGAAUGAAGCGUCCUUAGCAUUUUAGUUAAGCAAGUUUGUUGGGUUUAAAGAGUUUAAAGUGGUGUGUAAUAAAAAAUGAAAGGGUUGUUAAUCCCGUGUUUAACAAUUGUAACAUUACCUUUAACUUCGAAAAAUAAAGUAUUUAUUGAUUUCUCGAAUAUUUGAGUUUUUAUUAGGAACAGAUUAAUAAACUUUUGUUAAAGAAUGCUUUAUAAAGGUACAUGUACCUUUAUCAUAAAGGUACAUGUGGUCUAUAUAUAAAUUUUAAAUCAGCACACACCGACCUAUAUCACGAUAUAUAGGGGUCAUCAUGUGACGAGAUUUUAAGAAAUUCAUUGGCUAAUUAGCUCAUGAAUUAUUCAUGAAUUUCCGUAGAUAUACUACCAUUUAAUGUGUACAUGUAUAUAUAUAUAUAUAUAUAUAUAUAUAUAUAUAUAUAUAUAUAUAUAUAUAUAUAUAUAUAUAUAUAUAUAUAUAUAUAUAUAUAUAUAUAUAUACAUGUACACAUUAAAUGGUAGUAUAUCUACGGAAAUAGUAUGAAUCUUAGUUGAAAACAGGAAAAUCUAAUUUUUAGUGUAUAUUCCAUAUUAUAGAUAUAGCUAAGCAUGACAAUAGUUUGGAUAUGCUAUGGAUUUAGUGUGCAAUCGCAAAUUCCAUGGUCUGAAUUUCACCAUUAUUUUUUCCAGUGUAUUUUCUUGAGCCGUGAGUUCCCGAUGUUUGUUCUCGUAAAAUGACGGAUUUUAGUCUUGUAAAACGUGAUUUAAAUGUGUGAUAAUUUAGGGCCAGUAUUUGGCUAGGAAGCGAAAAUUUAUUUGAGGCCAUUAGAUCAAAGACUGCAUGGACGAGUGGUGAGAAAUGCGAAUGUGAAGAAGAGCAAAACCUCGGAUCUAACCAUUUUACUGCAUGCCUGAUGUAUUUUCAUGAUUUUUGCCAGCUAGAUAUAUAUAUAUAUCUAUAGUAGUUUUAAAAGCUAAGUCUGCCAAUGUUGAGCUUGCAGCCGUAAAAGUAGUUUCGAAAGCGUAAAAAGGGUUAAGAAGUACUGUUUAAUAAACGAGAGGAGUGUUUCAAUAGGUUUAAAUUAAAGACCUAAUAAAACACAACCUGCGAGUUUAUUAAACGGCUUCAAACACGACUACAAAUUCAACAGAUGUACUGCCUUAUUGGUAUUCUUUAUACAAAGAAUACUAAUGAGGACACGACUACAAUAGGUACUGCCUUAUUAGUAUUCUUUAUAUAAAGAAUACUAAUUAGGAGUGUUUUAUCAGGUUUAAAGCCACUGCACGUGACACAUUAUGGUUGACAUGAUUUGCCAAUAAGCCUAUGAAUUAUUAAUGAGUGUUUGAAUUAAGAUUAAAUACUCAAGAUAUAAUGCACCUAUCAAUGUUUUCCCCUGAGAGGUGCGGGCAACCCAGGGAAAUUUUGACAUCUUUAAAUUUUGUAGUUAAAAUCCCCACUGUUUGGGCAAGGAAUGGCUGUCAAAAUUCCCCACUAUAUUCCUAAGAUAACAAGGCACACAUGUUUUCCAACGCGAACAUACAGUCUAUACUGGUUUAAAACUUGGUAAAAAUCGAUACACUGUGUAUAAAAUACCUUUUUCGAUGAAACUUGAUCUUGCUUCUCCGCCAUACUUGUUACCAGGCCUUUUAAUGGCAAAACCGCACAAACUUUCAAGAUGGCGGAUGUCAAAAUUUCCCGACUCUGGGAGCUAGUUGAUGCAUAGGUCAAAUUCCCCUCACUGGGGCUUCAUAGUGUGGUCAAAGUCCCCUGGGUCGCCCGCACCCCACACCCACCCCCCUCAGGGGGAAAACAAUGAUAGGUGCAUAAAAAAUGAAUUUCCCAAGAUAUAUAGAAAUAAAAUUCUUAAUUUUCGUGAGAUAGUUUGAUUUCUUACAUGUGGAAUGUUUUUCAUAUCUAUACCUGUUUUUUUCACGUGAUACAUGCAUGAUUCGACGUUCCCUUUACCACCCUAAUAAAAAAAAAUUCUCUAAAAUUUUCUUUAAAAAUACGCAAAGUCAAGGCUUCUAAAAGUGUUUAUAUUUUUACAGAAAUUGGAAGAACAAUGUUUAGGUAUGAGUUGUUUAAUGAAAUACAAUUGCUGUCAACAAUCGGGUCUCUGUCUCAAGAACGAAAUAUGUAAACCAAUCAACUCCCUCAAACAGCCCUGGAAACGUUUUACCUGCGAAUGCCCUGACGGUUAUCAUGGACACAACUGUGACCAGCCAAUCACGUCAUGCCAAGGAUAUGCUAAUGGUUCUCGAAAAUCGGGCAUAUAUAAAGUAAUGGAUUCUGAUCUCAAGUCGGUGUAUGAAGUAUUCUGUUAUUUUGAUUCUGAUGGUGCUUGGACUUUGGUGCAAUCUUUCAGCUUUGCAAACGGGUCUGGCGCCACAAAAUUUAAACAGUUCCAAAAACCAUUAUUUAACGACAUUCCUGUCGGUGAAAAGUACCCAGCAUGGCGUGGCUAUCGGCUUGGCAAGGCAAGAAUGAAGUCUAUCGAAAAAAAUUCAGUCCUCUUACGGUUCACCUGUAAUCAUCACGCGAAAACUCAAAAUGUAAGAGAAUCAGAUUAUCUUCAAUUAUUGUUAAAAGAUGUACAGGGAAAUGUCGUUGAUUUAGAUGGCUACAGUUCCUACGUUCCGAUACAACAUGGAAAAAUAGGACAAAUGAAAUUAAAAGAUGGCUGUUUGUUUUAUUUGCAUCAACAUCAUUUUAUGAACUUACAUGCGUCAAAUUACCUUUAUACCUGUGCGAUCACUCCGACGCCCACAGAGUCUCAUUGCAGCACUAAGUCAUAUUAUUCAGCUUUUGGUAAUUACAAUACUGCUAAAGCAUGUUUUGAAAGAACACAUGGGUGUCUAAAUAAUAGUGAAUCCACCACUCAGCUAUGGUUUGGCUACUAG